Molecule: messenger RNA, 1976 nt
Organism: Salvelinus sp. IW2-2015
Lineage: Eukaryota; Metazoa; Chordata; Actinopteri; Salmoniformes; Salmonidae
Product: sacsin-like
Exons: 5
Source: RefSeq, a predicted model, not a curated record
GGCGGUUUGGACAGACGACACCACCAUUGGUCGAGUUUUUGAAAGAUAUUCUAAGAAGGUAUCCUGAAGGUGGACAGAUUCUGAAAGAGCUGAUACAGAAUGCUGAGGAUGCUGGAGCCACAGAGGUUAAGUUUUUGUACGAUGAGACAGAGUAUGGAGUGGAGUCACUUUGGUCACAUGACAUGGCUCAGUAUCAAGGAACGGCCUUGUAUGUGUACAAUGAUGCGGUGUUCACGACUGAAGAUUGGAAUGGAAUUCAGGAGAUAGCAAGGAGCAGAAAGAGAGAGGAUCCUUUGAAAGUUGGAAGAUUUGGUAUUGGGUUCAACUCUGUGUACCACAUAACAGAUGUCCCCAGUAUAUUUAGUGGGGAACAGAUUGGCAUGCUGGACCCUCACCAGACGCUGUUUGGUGCCCAUGAGUCUGGGCAGUGUUGGAACCUGAAGACAGAUAUGAAGGAGAUCACAGAGCUCACCGACCAGUUUGCGCCCUUCAUCGGCUUAUUUGGAAACUCCGGUAAACCCAUCGAGGACGGCAGUUUUUCUGGAACUAUGUUCCGCUUCCCCCUCCGCAUUAAGCCCUCCCAGCUGAGCGCCAACAUCUACAACAAAGAGAAGGUGCUGGAGCUUUUCGAGUCUUUCAAAGCCGACGCUGACACGGUGCUUCUCUUCCUCAAGAACGUUCAGAAGGUCUCCCUGCAUGUGCGUGAGUCAGACGGUACAGAACGCAUGCUUUUCCAGGUGACAGCAGGAGAGAACCCAGAAGACAAGCUAGAGCGUCCUAACUCUCUAAAGACUCUGGGACUGGCCACAGACAGCUACAGCAAUGGAGUGCCCAGCAGUACUGUCAUGUGUGCCACCUACCAGGUCAACAUUGAGACCCAGGACGAGACAGCCAAGGAGAUCCAGAGGACCACCUGGCUUGUGUGUAAUGGAGUGGGGGGCCGGGGCUUGUGCAGUGACCUGGACUCCCUGGCAGAUGACCUGAAGUUCAUCCCCACCAUCGGCAUCGCCCUGCCUCUCACCCGCAUCGACGAGGACAAGGGGGCCACGUCUUGUUUCUCGGGGCGAGCCUUCUGCUUCCUGCCUCUCCCCCCUGGAGAGGAGAGCCUGACGGGGCUGCCGGUCCAUGUCAGUGGCUUCUUUGGCCUCACAGACAAUCGCAGAAGCAUCAAAUGGCGGGAGGUGGACCAGUGGAGGGACCCUGCAGCGCUCUGGAACGAACUCCUCAUCGUCACCAUCAUCCCCAGGGCCUACUUCACACUCAUCAUGGAGGCCAUCAAGAGGAUCCAAACCAAGAAGGACCAAGACUUCCCCCUCUCCCCCAGAGGUGCAUAUGGGGCCUGGCCAGACCCCAACCAUAUCAAGCCUCGCUGGAAGCCCAUACUGGAGCCUCUGUUUCAUGACUUGCUACAGCAGCAGGUCGUCUACUCUCUCACUAACAGCUGGAUCCAGGUGGACGAGGCUGUGUUUUCGGAGCUGGACACGGAUGUGCACAUCACAGAGAUGGUUAUCAGCUACCUCCAAAGCUCAGGGAUGCAGGUGGCCAGGGUGCCUGCCGCUGUAGACACGGUCCUGGACACGUACAUAACAGGGCCUGCCUCUGUGAAGAAGGUGACCCCUCAUCUGGUGCGGCAGGUGAUCAGGAAGGCCAAACAUAAAGGGACCUCUCAGGAGAAGCUGCUUCUGCUGGAGUUUGUCCUCAGCGACAAAGGUUACAGCGACCUCAUUGGACUAGAGCUGCUGCCUUUGCAAGAUGAGACAUUUGCAGCGUUCUCCUCCUCUGUCAGUGAUAAGGAUGCAGUUUACAUUGCUUCAGAAGAAUACCCCAGGUCUCUUUACCCUGGACUAGAGGGACGAUUCAUACUGGAGGGCAUUAAACCAUCAGUUAUGAGCAGCCUGAAGGAUGCAGCCAAAAGCAGAGGUAAACCCCCCACUCACAUGUCUGGGGUGUGUCAGUCAUCGGAGGAGCCACCUUAA